This is a messenger RNA of Micropterus dolomieu (smallmouth bass), 4624 nucleotides long. RefSeq names its product contactin associated protein family member 5a (gene cntnap5a). The coding region runs from base 35 to 3928 and encodes 1297 amino acids. The transcript has 24 exons. Lineage: Eukaryota; Metazoa; Chordata; Actinopteri; Centrarchiformes; Centrarchidae. The record is from RefSeq and is a predicted model, not a curated record.
GACACACGGAUAAUACCACACCACGGCUGGGAAGAUGGUUUUUCUGCGGCAUAUGGUUACCCUUUAUACUCUGAGCGUCUUUAGCGGAGCAUCCGCCGCCACUCACUAUAAUUGCAAUGGUCCUCUGAUAUCCACGUUACCCCAUUCAUCCUUUCAGAGCUCCUCUCAGUCCACAAUCAGUUAUGCUGCUUACAACGCCAAGCUCAACAGAAGAGAUGGAGCAGGAGGCUGGUCUCCCAUGGUGACUGACCAAGAACCCUGGCUCCAGGUGGACCUCAGGGAGCAGAUGGAGGUGACGGCUGUGGCUACGCAGGGACGUUAUGACAGCUGGGACUGGGUCAGCAGUUACCUGCUGCUCUACAGUGACACGGGCCGGGCCUGGAAGCAGUACAGACAAGAGGACAGUGUGGGGAGAUUUGUCGGGAACGUGAAUUCGGAGGCUGUUGUCCAGAACAAACUGUCCCACCCAGUGAGAACGCGUUUCCUGCGUUUCGUCCCUCUCGAUUGGAACCCCAGUGGCUGGAUGGGCCUCAGAGUGGAGGUGUAUGGCUGUUCCUACAAGUCAUAUGUGGCAGACUUUGAUGGCAGAAGCUCAUUACUGUAUCGAUUCAACCAAAAGUCCAUGUCAACGGUGAAGGACGUGAUCUCUCUGCGUUUCAAGAGUCAUCAGGCCGAGGGUGUUUUGCUGCAUGGAGAGGGGCAAAGAGGAGAUUACAUCACCCUGGAGCUUCACAGGGGAAGACUGGACCUCUACCUCAACUUAGACGACAGCAGGCUGAGGUUCACCAGCGGUCGUGUUGCUGUCACUGUGGGCAGUCUGCUGGAUGACCAGCACUGGCACUCUGUUCAUAUAGAGCGCUUCAACAAGCAGGUUAACCUCACAGUGGACUCCCACACACAGCACUUCCAAACAAAAGGAGAAGGACACUCACUGGAGGUGGACUACGAGCUGAGUUUUGGAGGCAUCCCACUGCCUGGUAAACCUGGCACCUUUUUGAGGAAGAACUUCCACGGCUGCAUGGAAAACCUCUACUACAACGGAAUCAAUAUCAUAGACUUGGCAAAGAGACGAAAGCCACAGAUACACAGCGUGGGCAAUGUGACCUUCUCAUGUUCGCAACCCCAGCUGGUGGCCUGCACCUUUCUGAGCUCCAGCAGCAGUUUCCUGUCACUUUCAUCAGCAGCAUCUGCCACAGGGGGUUUCUCUGUUCGCUUCCAGUUGAGGACGUGGAACCCAGACGGGCUGCUGCUCUCCGUGCAGCUGAACCCGGAGCCCCAGAGACUGGAGCUGCUGAUCAGCAACAGCCGGCUGCACCUGACCCUUCACAGCACAGGACGACAGAAAUCAGAGGUCUCUGCUGGUCACAAAGUCAACGACGGUCUGUGGCACUCUGUGAGUCUCAACACAAGGAAUUUACAGAUCACUUUGACUGUGGAUGGUGAGCCAUCCUCCACAAUUGAACUGUGGGAACAACUGGAAUCAAGAGGCAGCUUUUACUUUGGAGGCUGUCCCACUAUGGACUGUCAGUACCUGACCCCAGCCUUCCAGGGUUGUAUGCGGCUCAUAUUCAUCAACAGCCAGCCAAUGAAUCUCAAUCAUGUACAGCAAGGAUUGCUGGGAAAUUCUAAUGAGCUUCAGUUUGACACCUGCAAUAUAAGAGACAGAUGCCUUCCUAACCUGUGUGAACAUGGAGGCCGCUGCUCUCAGACUUGGAGUUCCUUCUCCUGCGACUGUUCGGGAACCGGAUACUCUGGAGCAACCUGUCACAACUCCAUCUAUGAGUCGUCUUGUGAGGCCUACAAGCUGAUUGGCAGCUCCUCAGGCUUCUACUCCAUUGAUCCAGAUGGGAGUGGUCCCCUAGGGCCCACACAGGUAUACUGCAACAUGACAGAGGAGAAGGUGUGGACAGUGUUGACACACAACAGCACAGCUCCAGUUACAGUCAAGGGCUCCUCUCUACUCAAACCUCACAUCAUGAAGUUCAACUACAGCACCUCAGCUGAACAACUUCGUGCAAUUGUGUCAGGGUCAGAGCAGUGCCAACAGGAAGUGAUUUACAACUGCAAGAAGUCCCAUCUCUUUAAUACAAAAGAUGGCAGUCCGCUGUCCUGGUGGCUGGACCGGGAAGGAGAGAGACGAAGCUACUGGGGAGGCUUCUUGUCUGGAGUUCAGCAGUGCUCCUGCAGCCUGGAGGGGAACUGCAUCGACAUGAACUACUUCUGCAACUGUGACUCUGAUACAGACGCAUGGGCUAAUGACACAGGAAUCCUCUCCUAUAAAGACCACCUACCAGUGAGCCAGAUUGUGAUUGGAGACACCAACAGAACGGGCUCACAGGCCGUCUACCACAUAGGACCUCUGCGUUGUUAUGGAGACAAAUCUAUAUGGAAUGCAGCAUCUUUCUACCAGGAGUCCUCCUACCUCUACUUCCCCACCCUACAGGCAGAGCUCGCCUCUGAUAUCUCCUUCUACUUCAAGACUAGCACUCCUUCAGGAGUGUUUCUGGAGAACCUGGGCCUCAAGAACUUCAUCAGAGUGGAGCUCAGCUAUCCCUCAGUGGUGACUUUCUCCUUUGAUGUGGGAAACGGUCCAGUGGUCCUGUCCGUGAAGUCUCACCUCCCUCUGAAUGACAGACAGUGGCACUACGUGAGGGCAGAGCGCAAUGUGAAGGAGGCCUCCCUGCAGGUCGACCAGCUUCCCCUCCGCUUCCUGGAGGCUCCAGCUGACGGACACCCCCGUUUACGGCUCAGCAGCCAGCUGUUUGUAGGAGGAACAGCGUCCCUGCAGAGGGGCUUCCUGGGCUGCAUCAGGACUCUGACCAUCAAUGGCGUGAGCUUUGAUCUGGAGGAGAGGGCCAAAAUGACGCCAGGGGUGAGCUCUGGUUGUCCCGGCUACUGCAGCGGCUCCAGUAGCCUCUGCCACAACAGGGGGAGGUGUAUCGAGAAGAGCAACGGCUACGUGUGCGACUGCUCCCAGUCCGCAUAUGGGGGAACAACCUGUAACCAAGAAGUGUCAGUGUCCUUCGACAUGGAGUCCUCAGUGACCUACACCUUCCAGGAGCCCUUCUCAGUGAUGCAGAACAGAAGCUCGCAGGCCUCCAGUGUUUCCACAGAAAGCAGCAGCAGAGCCAGAGAGGACGUGGCCUUCAGCUUCGUCACCUCCCAGAGGCCCACCAUGCUGCUGACUGUCAGCACCUUCAACCAGCAGUAUAUCGCUGUCAUCCUGGCCAAGAACGGGAGUCUGCAGAUCUGGUAUCACCUUCAGACAGAUAGGAGUCCAGACGUGUUCAGUCCUGCCCUCGGUAACCUGGCAGACGGACGACUCCAUCGAAUUCGAAUCCAUCGAGUGGGAAAAAACCUUUAUGUACAGAUCGACCAGGACAUCCACACAAAGUACACACUGUCAUCUGAUGCAGAGCUGAUCUUAAUCAGAUCCUUGACAUUGGGCAAAGUCACCAGGAUGGAGAACUUCAAUGAGGAAGUAAUGCAAGCAGCAUCUAAAGGUUUCAUUGGCUGCCUCUCCUCGGUCCAGUUCAAUCAUGUGGCACCGCUAAAGGCAGCGCUGACAAAUCGAGGAAGUUCACUGGUCACUAUUCGUGGUCCAUUGGUCCAAUCAAAUUGUGGAGCACUGGCAGAGUCCACCUCGCACAUACUGCAAGAUCAAACUGUAACAGCAAAUAAAGAUAAGGAGCAGCAUGGUAAUGGCACCCAGAAGGAUUUGGCUGUAAUAGCAGGUGUGGUCACAGCGGUGGUCUUUAUCGCUGUGUGUGCUCUGGCUGUGAUAAGCCGCCUCCUCUACCAGCAGCGGCGGGCCCAGAGGAGCAGCAGCAUCAAAGAGGAGAACAGACACAGCAUGUACACAGACUACAGGACAGAGCUGCACCUCCACAACUCAGCCAGAGACAACAUGAAGGAAUACUACAUCUGACCACAGUGUGCACUCCAUGGACCUAAGCCACAAACGUACCUCUCUCUUAUAAAGGACUAACAGGUGGACGUGCUGCUGCUGCUGCAAAAAACAUCUCUGUGCCCUGGAAGUCUCUCAGGAACACUGCAAACGCCUGUAGCCUGUAGUCCACUCUUAUAAUGCUCCAGUACAAGCAAGUGGCUGAAUCUUUACGGCUGUUAGUGUAUUUGAUGUUGGUGAAACUGUCAGAAUCAAGCUGCUGUGAUUUCUGUCAUUGCAAAAUGUGUAAAGCAAAAGAUGAAUGUUCUGCAGGGGCGGAGAGAGGGACAACACGAGAGCAGUGAGUGAAAGCUGCUGUCCAUCCUGAAUGCGCACAACUUUAAACGUUUUGUUAGAAUAUUUCCACAUUUCAGUGGGGCUCACUAAAUUGUACUUGGAAAUGUAGGCCAGGCCUGUAAGAUCUGCGUGCAUUCGCUGCUGUCUUUGUUUUUUUUUUCCCAGUGGUGGUGAAUGUUGUAGAAGAAGAAAGAGGGACAAUACUGCCUAUACUGUAUGAGUGCCUAAUUUGCAUACAAGUUUUUAUUUUAGCAUUUUAGAAGUUAUUUAAUGUGUGUUGCACAAAAAGCAGUCCCAUUUACACAUAGAAGAGCUUAUUGUCAUUCAGUUCUGCACCCGGCACUACAAAGAAUAAAAAGGAAUUUGAAUUUCCCAGUCAUG